Molecule: messenger RNA, 1800 nt
Organism: Sphaerodactylus townsendi
Lineage: Eukaryota; Metazoa; Chordata; Lepidosauria; Squamata; Sphaerodactylidae
Gene: UROS
Product: uroporphyrinogen III synthase
Exons: 10
Coding region: 120-908 (262 amino acids)
Biological process (GO): uroporphyrinogen III biosynthetic process
Molecular function (GO): uroporphyrinogen-III synthase activity
Source: RefSeq, a predicted model, not a curated record
CGCCGCUGUCUCGAUCCUCUGCGCAUGCGCCCCGAACCCGGAAAGGAAGGCCGCGGCGUGGAAGGAAAAAGGGGGCGCCGGACUCGGGCUCGGCUCUCCGGCGAGGUCUUCUGUAAACAAUGAAAGUUCUGUUGCUGAAAGAUCCUAAAGAAAAUGAAAAUGGACCAGAUCCAUACAUAAAAGAACUGGGCUUACAUGGGCUUGAAGCAACUUUGAUCCCAGUUUUAGCAUUUGAAUUUAUUUCCCUUACAUCGCUCUUCGAAAAACUUUCUCAUCCUGAACAGUAUCAUGGGCUGAUUUUUACCAGUCCAAGAGCCAUAGAAGCACUCAAGUUAUGCCUGCGAGAUAACUGUAAAAAAGAAGCUUGGAAAAAUUCUCUGGAAGAAAAAUGGAUUACCAAACCAGUUUAUGUAGUAGGAAAAGCUACUGCUGGGCUAGUAGCUGAAAUAGGCCUUGUACCACAAGGAGAAGACUGUGGAAAUGCUGAAAAACUAGCAGGAUACAUUUGUUCCUGGGGGUCACGUAGUUCAUUGCCACUGCUUUUCCUUUGUGGCACACUCAAGAGGGAAACUCUUCCAACAAUACUUAGAGAAAAAGGUAUUGCAUUGGAAAGCAUUACUGUUUAUCAGACUAGUCAACAUCCUAAUCUUCAUGAAUCUUUAAGGAAUUACUUCUCGCAACAGGGUAUCCCUGCAAGCGUUACAUUCUUCAGUCCAUCUGGUGUCAAAUAUUGUCUGAAGCAGAUUCAGAAAUUAUCUGGUGAUCUCAUGCCCCACAUUAAGUUUGCUGCCAUAGGUCCAACAACAGCGGAAGCUAUGACCACUGAGGGAAUCAUUGUGAGCUGCACUGCCACUAGCCCUACUCCACAAGAUCUUGCCAAUGGUAUUAAAAAAACUCUCCACUUGUAAAAGUGCCAUUUACUCAAGCUAUUUUGACCUUUUUUGACCUAUUUUGAGGCCAUGGCUUGGAUUCUAUCUAAAGUUUCUGCAGGAUAGGGGUGAUUUUCACUAAUUCUCCCCCCUUCUGAUUUUUUCCUAAAGGUAUCCUCAGGGGUCACCAUGUCACAGAAUUAGCAUUCUGGAGGCGUUUUGGAAAGGGGGGAAAUCACUCCUUGCCACUGUCCUUGUGCAUAUAGAAAUUCUAGGUAGGAUCCAAUCUCAAAUAUGUUGAGCAAGAGUAAGAUCUCUAAAACAAAGCAAAUGGCUUUCAAUUUGGAAUGUGCUGGUCUUUUAAAAUGUAAGUUGUAUUUGAUUUAGCUUUGUAUUGUGUGUAAAUAAUGGUGAUACAGAUUACAAUUAAAGUAAGUUCUUAAAACUGGCUAUACUGGUAACUGUCUAGCACAGGUAGCACCUUAUUGUUAUACCCUGCUAAAUGUGAAAGACUUAGUAUCAAGUAGGUUUUAAGAGAUUGAAGUAAUUAUGUUUGUGCUCUGAUUUCUUCUAAUUGAACCUCAUAUUUAAUUGAACCUCAUAUUUAAGUAAUAGUUGAAAGUCCAGCUAACAUUUUUCUUACAUUUGUGGGUUGUAAAAUUUCAAAAAUACAUACUUUAAAAAACCAUUUGCCUAUUUAAACCAUUUGCCUAUUUAGGUAGUUUGUACCUAGCUCUUUGGGGAAUAUUUUUGUAUUGUUUGCAUACCUCACACACAAAUUUUUGGCAUUUUGUGCUAUUACGAAGUUGUAGCAAACUGCCAUGAUGCUGAAAAACCACGUGUUGAUUUGACUUGUGCCACUUUGGAUUUAUUUGUAUUUUCUCUGACAAAGACAUCAACUAACUCAGUAAACAAAAUUUUGUGCUCUGGG